This is a messenger RNA of Loxodonta africana (African savanna elephant), 1157 nucleotides long. RefSeq names its product claudin 4 (gene CLDN4). The coding region runs from base 477 to 1106 and encodes 209 amino acids. The record is from RefSeq and is a predicted model, not a curated record. Gene Ontology annotation, cellular component: plasma membrane; bicellular tight junction. Gene Ontology annotation, biological process: bicellular tight junction assembly; cell adhesion. The transcript has a single exon. Lineage: Eukaryota; Metazoa; Chordata; Mammalia; Proboscidea; Elephantidae. Gene Ontology annotation, molecular function: structural molecule activity.
CCCAUGGGCUGUGACUCAGUGUCUGUCUCCCAGCUGACCUCAGCAUGGGCCUGGGGGUAGGGGAGAGGGCAGUUUCCUCUGAAACUGGCUCUCCAGGAUAGUGACUCAGGGGCCCAGGAUUGGGGCCUUAAAGUGCCUUUGUUGGCUUCAGCUCAGGAAUCCGGGGAAACUGGUCAGGGGGAGGCCCCAGUGACCGAAACCCCUCCCUCUGUCCCCACCUGCUCUGCCGGAGCCAUAUAACUACUCCAACCUGCAGCUCAAGAGCGCAGUAGCGGCUGUUGGCAGGCAGGAACUGGUCUGGUCACCCUCUGGCUGGCUUGUGCACCUGACUCGGGAGAUCCUCAGCCACAGGGCGACUGCUCUGACUGGCUUUGUCUGGGGACACCCAGUGAGAGGCUUCCUGCCCUUCAAACACCGAGUGGCCUUCCUCAGCGCUCAGAGCCUUCUUGGUCCUAGACUCCAGCAGACGCCAAGCCAUGGCCUCCAUGGGGCUGCAGGUGAUGGGCAUCGCGCUGGCCGUGCUGGGCUGGCUGGGCGCCAUCGUGUGCUGUGCUCUGCCCAUGUGGCGCGUGACGGCCUUCAUCGGCAGCAAUAUCCUCACGGCGCAGACCAUCUGGGAGGGCCUGUGGAUGAACUGCGUGGUGCAGAGCACCGGCCAGCUGCAGUGCAAGGUGUACGACUCGCUGCUGGCGCUGCCGCAGGACCUGCAGGCGGCCCGCGCGCUCAUCGUCAUCUGCAUCGUCGUGGCUGCGCUGGGCGUGCUGCUGUCGGUGGUGGGCGGCAAGUGUACCAACUGCGUGGAGGAUGAGAGCGCCAAGGCCAAGACCAUGAUUGUGGCGGGCGUGGUGUUCUUGCUGGCCGGCCUGCUGGUGAUGGUGCCUGUGUCCUGGACAGCCAACAACGUCAUCCGCGACUUCUACAACCCGCUGGUGGCCUCCUCGCAGAAGCGGGAGAUGGGUGCCGCGCUCUACAUCGGCUGGGCCGCCUCGGGCUUGCUGCUGCUUGGUGGUGGCCUGCUCUGCUGCACCUGCCCGCCUCGCACUGAGAAGCCCUACUCGGCCAAGUAUUCCACCGCCCGCUCCGUGCCGGCCAGCAACUACGUGUAAGCUGCCACCGCUCAGCUCCGUCCCUUCCAGCUUUGUUCUUCCUGGAUCCAG